AUGGUAAUAUCCCAAUCGGACCAAGUUAUUCACACACAGAUCCAUUUUAAGGCUGACAGGAAAGUGAUUCUUUGUUCGUUUGUUUAUGCAGAAAAUUCUUACCAAGCUAGACGUGUGCUAUGGGAGGACCUUUCUAAGCAUAAUAGUUUGGCGCGAGAUAAGCCGUGGCUAAUUCUUGGUGAUUUUAAUGUGGCUCUUAGUCUAGAUGACUGUUCUUCUGGUUCGUCUAGCCUUUCUAUUGGCAUGAGGGAUUUCUAUGAAUGUGUCAAGCAAUUGGAGGUUCUUGAUAUUCCUUGUCAUGGUAUGCAUUUCACUUGGAACCAGAAGCCGAGAGAGGGUAUUGGUGUCUUGAAAAAGCUAGAUCGGAUUAUGGGUAAUAUUCAUCUCCUUUCUUUAUUUCCGGAGGGUUUUGCUUUUUUUCACCCUCCUCGCAUUUCGGAUCAUACUCCUUGUGUUUUUAAAUCGUCUUCGGGUUUCCGUCCAAAGCCGAGACCUUUUAAAUUCCCGAACUUUAUAACGUCUAAACCGGAGUUUAUGCAAGCUGUUGUUAAGGAGUGGUCUAAUAAUGUUACGGGUCAUACCAUGUUUUCGGUUGUCAAGAAAAUGAAAAACCUCAAGCCAGUAUUUCGCAAGAUUCUUCAUAAGCAGGGUAUUCUUCAUGAACGAGUGUCUUCUCUUCGAAAGCAACUAGAUCAUCUUUUUUUUGGGUAA
This is a messenger RNA of Helianthus annuus (common sunflower), 711 nucleotides long. RefSeq lists its product as uncharacterized. The record is from RefSeq and is a predicted model, not a curated record. The transcript has a single exon. The coding region runs from base 1 to 711 and encodes 236 amino acids. NCBI's taxonomy places the organism in Eukaryota, Viridiplantae, Streptophyta, Magnoliopsida, Asterales, Asteraceae. Gene Ontology annotation, molecular function: catalytic activity.